AUGUCUCCGAGUGUUCUCAAGACUAGGAAGGCCUAUAGCAUCGCCUCUAUCCCUGCAGAUGGCAUUGGGAUCGAGGUAGUCGAAGCUGGUAUUGAGGUUCUCACAGUUCUCGCCGAUUGCUUGCAGUCGUUUGACUUGAACUUCACUCAUUAUGACUGGAGCUCCGACAGGUAUAAAAAGACUGGGAAGUAUAUCCCUGCGGGCGGCCUUGAGGAGCUUAAGAAGCAUGAUGCGAUACUCUUUGGCGCGGUAGGGUCGCCAGAUGUCCCGGACCAUAUUUCCCUCUGGGAGCUCCGUUUGGCAAUAUGCCAGCCUUUUCAGCAGUACGCCAACGUGCGCCCCACCCGCAUCCUCCCAGGCACUCAGUCCCCCUUCGUAACUAGUAAUGCCCAGCGUAAUGGCAUGGUUCUCUGGGAUGAGGUCGCAGCCGAGGUGGCAAAAGAGUUCCCCGAUGUCACCGUUGAUAAGAUGCUAGUUGAUGCCAUGACCACUAGAAUGGUUCUUAAGCCUGAAAGCUUGGAUACUAUCGUCGCCACUAACUUGCACGCCGACAUUCUCUCCGACCUCGCCGCUGCCCUAGCUGGCUCAAUCGGCAUCGCCCCUACCAGCAACCUUGACCCCACUCGUGAGAACCCUUCCAUGUUUGAGCCUAUCCACGGCUCCGCCUUCGAUAUUACCGGCAAGGGUAUCGCCAACCCUGUUGCUACCUUCUGGACUGCCGCUGAGAUGCUUACCUGGCUCGGCGAGGAAGAGGCCUCCACAAAACUAAUGCAAGCUGUCGAGGCCGUCUGCGUUUCUGGUAUUACCACCGUUGAUCUUGGUGGUAGAGCGACAACAAAGGAGGUUACGGCUGCGGUUGUGGCAGACAUUAAGCAGAGGUUUGGCAAGGUUGCUAAGGUUCAUACUGUGUAG
This is a messenger RNA of Parascedosporium putredinis, 912 nucleotides long. The record is from the annotation of a GenBank genome assembly. NCBI's taxonomy places the organism in Eukaryota, Fungi, Ascomycota, Sordariomycetes, Microascales, Microascaceae.